AUGGCGCAAUUGGCCGCGGAUCAGCCGCCAGAGACUAUCUUGCGACAGCUGAAGGCGGGCAAGAAGCUGAGUCGGAAAGAGAGCGAUGAGAGCUCCAAUGGAAUCUUCGGGUCUUCAGAAACUUCAGAGAGUCGCAAACCAUCCCAAAGCAGUUUGUCAGAAGUCAAGGUUGAGCCGGAUGACGACGUCGUGCUCCCACCCGGUAUCGUCCCAUGGCACAUCGAUAAGAUGCACUAUCUGCUACAACGGGUUAACAAGAUGGACCUGGACAGCGACACACCAUUGGAAGAGAAAACAACACCCAAGACACCGGAGGAGGAAGAACAGGAAGAGGAGCAGAAAAGUCCAGAAUUUCUCAAAGCCAUUAUCAGGGCAGACCAAGCAACACGCUCCGAUCACGCCCUCCCACCCGGGGCCGUUGAAGGCUUCGGGAACUUGCCAUUAUCAAGCGCCGUAAGAGCGAACCACUAUCCCCCUACAGUACAAGCACGGCAACUACUCAAUAUGCAAACCGAAGAGUACCGCCUACCCUCCUUCAUGGCCUCGGAUGGAAGCCCGCUCUCGAACAUAUUCUACAGCUACAGGGACGCCGCGAUGGAAAUGUUGAAUAAUGGGGUCCCUUCAUAUCAGGUACUAGGCCCGUCUGACUACAUCGAUCUCGAACUCUUUUUUAGGGAUAGGCAACCCGGUGACCCUUACGACGUGCACACGUGGGCAUGCGAGUUGGUCAAGAACAUUGACGGCUACGACAUCUUCGUCAAACUGGCGAGCGUCGCCCUUUACAUGUCGUACAUGCGGUGGAAUAUUCUACCCACGGCAUCCAACUACGCACUCAUGCCCGAGAUGAUACGUCCAACAAAGAAGCAACGCUUCAUGCCGCAUCGUAUGACGAUCGAUCUCGUACCGCAGUAA
Colletotrichum karsti is the source of this 912-nucleotide messenger RNA. Its product is annotated as bZIP transcription factor. The record is from RefSeq and is a predicted model, not a curated record. Bases 1 to 912 code for a protein of 303 amino acids. Lineage: Eukaryota; Fungi; Ascomycota; Sordariomycetes; Glomerellales; Glomerellaceae. The transcript has 2 exons.